Molecule: messenger RNA, 1195 nt
Organism: Lentinula edodes (shiitake mushroom)
Lineage: Eukaryota; Fungi; Basidiomycota; Agaricomycetes; Agaricales; Omphalotaceae
Product: eukaryotic translation initiation factor 4E class I
Exons: 5
Coding region: 171-1070 (299 amino acids)
Biological process (GO): translational initiation
Cellular component (GO): eukaryotic translation initiation factor 4F complex
Molecular function (GO): translation initiation factor activity; RNA 7-methylguanosine cap binding
Source: RefSeq, a predicted model, not a curated record
CCUUGUAGCACCCGCCUCUCAAAAUCUCCAGUUUCCACAUAUCUUAUCUUCUCUGCUUAUAUCCUCGUCCUAGGAUCUCACUUUCUUGACUCGGUAUACAGUGUUGAGCACAAAUUCUUCAUCCUAUCGACCGCCUUUCCCCAGCAUAAAUCUUCCCUACAUUAUCAGCGAUGGUUUCUGCUCUCAACGGCCCCACCCUUGCUGCUAGUAGAGCUGCGCUCUCAGCUGCUAUGGCUGAUGACAAUCCGAACAUCUCUGAUGAUGCCGAAUCCAUCGAGCCAGGCGAAAUCCAGGAGGUAAACAUGGAGGCCCAAGCAGAGGGCAUCCGAACAGUGUUCAGUGAUCCAACUAAUUUCAACGUCAAGCAUCCUCUGUACUCUCCUUGGACUUUAUGGUUUGAUUCGCCCAUGACCAAAAACCGUAAUUUGCCACAAACUCCGAUAUCUGCUGUCCCACAGACACCUGGGCCUCUUCCACAAACACCUGGUGUGGCCGCUGCACAAGGUUGGAUGGAGGACAUUAAGCGUGUCAUCAGCUUCGACAGCGUGGAAGAGUUUUGGGGGCUUUACAAUAACAUUGUUCCCCCUUCAGCAUUACCCCAAAAAGCAAAUUAUUAUCUUUUCAAGGAAGGGAUCAUACCUGCGUGGGAGGACGAAGCCAACAAGCACGGCGGAAAAUGGAGCAUUCAGCUUCCGAAAGACAAGAAUAAGCCUCAUGUAGACAAGAUGUGGUUGUACACAAUGCUGGCCGCAAUCGGAGAGACGUUUGAUCCUUCCCUCACGACUUUGGAUCCCUCAGGGUCUCCUCCAAACUCACUGAUUACAGGCGUUAUCGUCUCGACGCGCCCGCAAUUUUAUCGUAUUUCGAUAUGGACUAGACUUGCCCCUGGAAUGCCGGAUGAUGAUGACGGACUCAGGGAACGAAUCGAGGGUGUCGGCCGUCAUUUCAAGGUGAAUGUGUUAGGAUACACAGAAAGUGCAAAGCUGGCAGGCCCAUUAGCGACUGAUGUAGAGUUCGUUUCUCACAAGGACUCUGAAAAGAAGGGGAAGUCCAAGAAAAUCACGAUCUGAAGUGGGGGCGUCGAGGAAGUUUAGUUGCUUAUCGCUGCUUAUUGCUUUUGUUACAAUGCAAUGCAAAGUUAUGAAUAUUUACACGCAGUUUUUUUGUGAAAAUUACAGCGGAUAGCACAGCGUUG